This is a messenger RNA of Pocillopora meandrina, 1200 nucleotides long. Lineage: Eukaryota; Metazoa; Cnidaria; Anthozoa; Scleractinia; Pocilloporidae. The record is from the annotation of a GenBank genome assembly.
AUGAAAAGAGCAUUUUGUGAAAUUGUCACAGCUGUAGGACUUCUUCACGUCGCUAUAGUGGUAAUUUAUUUAAACCUGUACCAUCAAGAUGUUAAAUCAAAAAGAAUUUUCACGAAGGAAGAGGAAUUGGAGGGACGAAUUAAAGGUAUUUCUUCGAGUAUCAAUGACAUUUCAACCAAAUACUCUGGACUCAAGGACGUACGUUCGCAAUGCUCUCAGCUGACAUUUUCAUUCGCUUCUCAUGUCACGCAACCAACCCUCCACACCAACAACACAAGUAUUUUCCUUUUGGUUUUAAUCACAUCUGGAGUUGGAACAUUGUAUUCAGAGCGACGAAAUAGUGUCCGUAACACAUGGGGUGAUAAGUCAAUUAAAAGUGGCCAGAGAAACUGGGAGCGCGUCUUUGUGAUAGGCAAAGCUCUUAGCGCCGAACAUUCUGAAGAAAUUCGCCAAGAAGCGGCCUUUUUUGAAGACAUUCUUGUGCUGGACAUGGCGGAUAGUUACAAAAAUUUAGUGAUUAAGAUUUUGUCUGAGUUGCUAUGGAGUUUGAUUCAUGUAAACCCACGUUUUAUCCUCAAAGCAGAUGACGAUGUUUAUGUUCAUGUUCCUGGACUGCUAUUAUGGCUGGAUAAUUAUGCAAAUAAUAAUUAUGCAGGGGAUAAAUUAUACGGCGGUUUCGUUAUUGGCGACGGUGAAGUGAGACGAGGAGAGAAAAGGAAAAACCGCGUUGCGAGAGACUGUUUGGCAAAAGAUCUCUAUCCUCCUUACUGCACGGGUGCUUUUUACGUCCUCUCAACUGAUAUUCUUCCUUCACUAUUUAAAGCAGUGGAGAGGAGACCAGCAUUCCCUGUUGAAGAUGCCUACAUGGGUAUCUUAGCCCAAGAAAUUGGACUUCAACCGGUAGAUAUACCCGGUUUUUAUUUUAGGAAAAAAGUGACAGAUUAUGGAAGGUGUGACUUUGCUUCUGCAAUAGCUGUAGGGCAUAAUCUUGGGUUGGUGGAGUUUAUUUUUGUAGCAAAGAACCUAGAACAGACAAAACAACUUCCAAAAAGUUAUUAUAAAUGUUUCUUGAUGUAUGAAUGGGUGGGUUUUAUAUUUCUUUUAAUAUUCCUGAUUAUUUUGGUUUUUCUUAUGGUUAUUUUUGUGAAAUUCCUAUCACAUCUGAGAAGAAUCUUGUAUGGUAUAUAUCUCAAGGUAUAG